GUAAUAGACAUUUGUUUCCACCCGGCGGUUUUGAAUGUAGCAAUCCUAUGCGCUUUGGGGUGUGUUGACUGCUGUUUAUUCUUGUGCGGGCGGACUAAAACAGACAUUAACACUAAUAAUGGAUGAUCAGGGAUGCCCGAGGUGCAAGACGACCAAAUACAGAAAUCCAUCUCUGAAGCUGAUGGUGAAUGUGUGCGGACACACGCUGUGUGAGAGCUGUGUGGAGAUGCUGUUUGUCCGUGGCUCAGGUAACUGUGUGCAGUGCAACACUCCGCUCAGAAAGAGUAAUUUCCGCGUACAGCUCUUCGAAGAUCCAGCCAUCGAUAAAGAGGUGGAGAUCCGCAAGAAAGUUCUCAAAAUCUAUAAUAAGAGGGAAUUUGAUUUUUCCUCUCUGAAAGAAUAUAAUGACUACCUAGAGCAAGUGGAGGACAUUGUGUUUAACCUGACUAAUAACAUAGAUGUCGAAAGGACCAAGCAGAUUAUGGAACAGUACCAGCGGGAUAACAAAGACGUUAUACAGAAAAACAAAGCCAAACUAACACGUGAGCAGGAGGAGUUGGAGGAGCUGUUGUUACAGGAGCAGCAGGUUUCUGAGCAAAGGAGACUGGAGACCCUUCAGGAGGAACAGAGACAACUACAGGCCAAGAGGAAAAACAAACAGGCCCUGCUGGAUGAACUGGAAAUUUCCAAGUUACCAGCGGCUGUGCUGUUGGCCCAACAUAAAGAUCGAGCUGUUCAACUGGAGACACAGAUAGAAAAACAAAAGCAAAAUGUCAAGCCAGCAAACAUCUUCUCUACUGGAAUAAUGAUGGGUCAGACUGUUUCUUUUGCUUCCGUGUCUCGCGUGGAGGAGGUGUUGUACGUCUAUCAGUCUCUGUGCAUUGACACAUAUGGGCCGCCCGUUCCAGAACUGGAUCAUUUGGGCCGAUUAGGGUUACGUGGGGCAAUUGCCAAGGACUUGUCAUUCAUUUCCAUGCCAAUGUUUAGACUACUACUACUUCUACAGAAACACACGUUGCCAUACAUGAAGUCAUCUUGUGCUAGACAGGAAGUAAUCCAUCAGCAGGUCAGAAGAGGGCACAUGUGUGAACAGGGUAUCUGAAUCAUGUGCGCACAGCGUCUCCACAGGAUCAGGCUGGUGGUUAUACAUCAGGACUGGCAUGCCAUCGUGCCAUCCAAGAUGCUUUCAGUGGCCUCUUCCCCUCAUGAUAUUACAGAACUACAACCACUGCCACUCCAUCUGUUCAUCAGUCUUCCUAAAGACUCACUGACAAGCAAAGGGAGAGGCUUUGAAUGUUUGGAUGCAUAGGAAAGAUUCCUGUGAAGGACUCCAUUCAGAAUACCCUGGAGUUUAUGUUGAAGAGUGACAUAAACAAGCUUUAAUAGGUGUACAGAUUUUUUUGUUGAUAAUUUUUGUAAUGCUGUUUCAGUUAAAUAAACUUUUUUUUUUUCUGUG
Carassius carassius (crucian carp) is the source of this 1456-nucleotide messenger RNA. RefSeq names its product MNAT1 component of CDK activating kinase (gene mnat1). The transcript is spliced from 9 exons. Gene Ontology annotation, cellular component: transcription factor TFIIH holo complex. Gene Ontology annotation, biological process: nucleotide-excision repair; positive regulation of cyclin-dependent protein serine/threonine kinase activity; regulation of transcription by RNA polymerase II. Gene Ontology annotation, molecular function: cyclin-dependent protein serine/threonine kinase activator activity. NCBI's taxonomy places the organism in Eukaryota, Metazoa, Chordata, Actinopteri, Cypriniformes, Cyprinidae. The coding region runs from base 119 to 1102 and encodes 327 amino acids. The record is from RefSeq and is a predicted model, not a curated record.